UGCCCCGGCGGCUCAGGCUACCUGUUGGUCCUCACUGCGGGAGAGAAGGACGCCGGACAUGGUGGUGGACCUGAGCGGGGGAAGCAGACUUCACAUGAGGAGGAAGAGAAGCUCCAGCAUGUUUCCACGCAUAUUACUCUGCUCUGUUUUGUUGGCGUACCACGGGACGCAGACCUGCAAUGGAUUUAACAUAGAUGAGCAGUUUCCUGUGAUUAAAGAGGGGAAAACCAGCGGGAGCUUCUUUGGAUUCUCAGUGGCUCUGCACAGACAGACCAAGGUCUCCAACAGAUAUCUGCUUCUUGCUGGAGCUCCCAAAGAAAAAGCCAAUUCUCUUCCAAAUGUUAAUGAAACAGGCGCGGUGUACUACUGCCCCAUCACCACAGACACCACAGACUGCACCAGGAUGGAUCUGGUCACAUCAACUGAUACAUCAGAGAUCGUGGAUGGCAUGUGGCUGGGUGUGACAGUUAUCAGUCAGAGGAGCCUUGAAGAAGGGCGCGUGCUGGCAUGUGGUCAUCGUUAUGUGAAGGUCUUGCCUGGGGAGCAGAGGCAGAUGAUUGGAAAGUGCUACGUAAGGGACAACGAUUUAACAUUUGAUGACUCAGAUGAAUGGCAGAGUGAUUAUUAUGAGCGCUGUGACCCUGGUAAAAAGUUGGAAGAUGAGAUAAUGUGCAACCUGGGCAUCUCUGGUGGCUUAACAGAGAACGAUGUCUUCCUCGGAGCUCCGGGCAGUUUUUUAUGGCAAGGAAAUGUCCAUGUAACCUUGAGGGAUCCAGAUAAUCCCUUUAUUUCUGAAAACUUCAACAUUGGGACACUGGAGAAAAAACACAGUUAUAUGGGUUAUUCAGUUAUAUCAGAGAAGAAGUUGCUGAACCAUGAAUCCUACACACAUGUGACAGGGGCCCCCAGGGAUGAGUCCAAGGGCUCCGUGAUGUUGGCAGAGCUAGAAAAUAGAAAGUUUCACGUAAAACACACCAUCAUGGGAGAACAAGUGGGCUCUUACUUUGGGAACAGCCUGGCUGCCACUGACCUAAACAACGAUGAUUGGAAUGACCUGAUCAUAGGCGCCCCCUUUUACUUUGAUCGCAAAGAAGAGAAGGGAGGAGCGGUGUACAUUUUCAUGAACGAGAAUGGAUCUUUCCAGAGCACUUGCACCGUGAUGCUGAGAGGUCUGCCUUUCUCCGGGUUCGGCAUUGCAGUCGCCGCCAUCGGUGAUGUCAACCAGGACGGAUUCCAAGACUUUGCAGUAGGGGCGCCUUUUCAUGAAACAGGACAGGUCUACAUAUGGAUGGGAAGUAAAACGGGAAUUUCACAGGAGCCCAGUCAGGUAAUUAAGGGUAAGUCGCAAGAGGGCUUCCGGACUUUUGGUUACUCCAUCAACGGAGGCAUGGAUGUGGAUGGCAACAGUUACCCUGACAUCUUAGUGGGCUCACUGGAUGACCGCAUAGCGCUUCUGAGAGCUCGACCUGUGAUUCAUCUGACCAAAAACUUCACUGCUGAGCCCAAGAUUGUGGAUCCUAACCAGUGUCGUGGGAAUAAUCCUUGCAUCACCGUUAAUCUGUGCCUGGCAUUCACUUUGAGCAACGGAAACAAAGACUUUAAGAAAAAUAUCAUUGUGGAUUUCACAGUAAACGCGGACGCAGGAAGAAGAAUAUCUCGAGUUCGUUUCCAGAAUAAUGACCAGACAUAUUCUGGAUCUCUGACUCUGAAGUCGUCUAAUUCCGUCUGUGAGAGCCUGAAACUGAGCGUUGUGGAACCUGUGCGGGACAAACUGGAACCAGUGGUCUUCUCCCUCAACAUGUCGCUGCAGAAACAACAGCCUAGAGCCAGGCGUUCCAUGCAGAACCUGGAUUUCUUCCCCAUUCUAAGCCAAGAGCAGAAACUCACCCAAAGAACGGAGAUAAACUUCCAGAAGGAAUGUGGCUUAGACAACAAAUGCACCAGUAACCUGAAGCUGUCUGCCGCGUUUGCUGAUAAAGAUGACAUUGCUUUCCCCAGGAAGGGCGACGGAAACACUCAAGUGCUCCAGUUUAACAACACAAACCAAAUAAUCAAGCUGUUGGUUAAUGUGACCAAUUAUCCUGCUCCUGGAAAAGCUGCAGAGGACGCCCACCAGGCAGAGCUCAUCAUCACCAUCCCUAAUAAUACACUGACAUACUCUGGAGUCAGAUCUGAUAACUUGGAUGUAGAAUGCACCUUUGAAGAAAAAGUCAUUUGUGAGCUGGGGAAUCCACUACAAGGCAAAGAAAAGGUGGAGCUGAAGCUGUCGUUUCAGACUUCCGGCAUCAGUCUGUACACAAAAGACAUAGUGACUGAAAUGAGGCUAUCAACUAUUAGUGAGCAGGAUGACCUGACGCCGUCGACCCUGGCCAUACUGAUCGAAAGCAACAUCAAUCCUUUCUUCACCAUUAUGGAACCAAAGCGAACUAGAUUUGGUGGGGAAGUGAUGGGAGAGUAUGCUAUGGUCAACACCAGUAACGUGGGUAGUCUGGUGGAGUUCACCUUGCAUGUGGACAUGAAUGACAAUCUUCCGGCAGACAUGGGGAGUCUUGCUGUUGAGUUUAAUUGGCCCUAUGAGGUGGCCAAUGGCAAGUGGCUGCUGUACCUGACAAAGAUUGUUGUUAAAGGAGAUUCAGAAAUGGAAUGCAACCCAGGAGGAGAAGUUAUCAACCCGCUUAAUCUAACUUUGUCAGAAAGCAGAUCUAAGCAGGCCAGAUCCAAACGGCAGACUGCAGACGAUGACACGAGUGAAGCAAUUGAGCUGCAACCUGUUGAGUCCCAGGCAGCAAUCAAGUUUCUCACACCUCGAAAAUCCUACAAGUUGGACUGCUCGCAGGAGACGGCCAAAUGCGUGAAGUUUACCUGCCCUCUACUCAACGUCUCCAAAUCAGCUCAAAUUUAUGUCCGCUCCCGCUUGUGGAACAGCACCAUGUUGGAGGACUAUUCCAAUGCUGUGGAAGUUACUGUCCAUGGUAGCGCCACACUGAAGCUCAUUACAGAUAAACCAACCAUCAAGAUGGAACCCAAAUCUCUGCCGUUUAAAGUGAUUAUAGAACCAGAGGAGAGCGUGGAGGUACCCUAUGAACUUCCUCUGUGGAUCAUCAUUUCUGCAGCUGUAGCAGGAAUCGUGCUUCUUGGCAUCAUCAUUCUAAUUCUGUGGAAGUGUGGCUUCUUCCAGAGGGCUAGCAGGAGGGAGAUGUAUGAGGCCAAGGCCCAGAAGGCUGAGAUGAAGAUCCAGCCCUCUGAGACAGAAAAGAUGAUUGAGGACUACUAAGGCCCCCAUGUGUUUUCCCCACAGCACACACCAAUGGGGCCUCUGGCUUGGGUUCUUCAAGCGAGCCAUCUACUACCGGGUAAUGCCAAAGCACCGUGGGGUGAGAAUUCGCAGAGCUGAACGUUAUCAGUUCAAUCUGGGAUUUCAGCCUGAAGAGCCACAGAAAAAGUACUGGAUCACCAGCUGGACUGAGAUGCAGCAUUGCUACUACUGAUCAUUUUGAACCACUCACUGCCACAGAGGCUAAAAACCAAGAGAACACUGGGCUUGAUAGAGCUAUAAGGACUUCUAUGGUGCACGGACCUACUGUGGACAAUGCAUUUCUUUUUUUUACUAAAAUUGAUGUCCUUGACUUUUUUGUGCAAUAUGCUGAACAUUUGGAGAGAUUGUAAUUUGAUAAGCAUUUUUUUUUCUUUAUUUUUUGGUAUGCUGUUUUUUUAUUGGAAUCAAUGUUGCAUCUAGAGGGAAAAAAUCUGUUGAAUCUGCGAGUAACUUUUCAUCCUUUUAAAACAUUUUAUUUUCUGAGCUGUGAUUUUAGCUUUUAAAUGAUCUGAAGUCAUGUCCCGGUGUAUGUUAUUUUAUUUUGAGCAGCAGCCACUCCGUUAUGAAUCUAAGCUGCCUUCUAAUGAACGUCCGUGCAGGACAAGCAUCGCAAAGACUAAUAUUCCUUACAUGCAAGGUUGAUACAGGUUUUGCUGAUGUCACUCAGACUCUGUAAUAGUUUCUCAUAAUUUCCACAUCAGGAGCCAUCCUGUCUGCAGAUUACACCUAGUUGUUAUUUAUUACCGUGUGGAGCUAACAAUAUGAAAUGAUGCCGUGUGGCUAUUUUAAGCUUCUCAUACAGGGAGUCUGAACACUGGAAAUGUUAGCAGAUUACAAAGGUAUGGAUGAAAUUGUAAAUAUUGACAAGGUAAAUAGCGUGUUUGAAUGAAUGCGUGUAUUUCUGGACUUUGUUCUUGCUUUUCCUCAUAAAGCAAAUGACAGACACUGAAACCAGCGGAUUCCACUGAAGACUAACAGGAUCGUAAAAAGUACAGUUAGUCUACCAAUAUAUAAGGAUGUUCAGUUGAUGUAUAAAGUUCAAACUCCACUGUCUCCAAAAAAAAAGAUAAAUUAGAUGACACAUUUUAUAAAGUUUUCCACCUAUAAAGUCACCCAUAUCCUGUACAGCUCAACGGUGUAGCAAAUAUGUUUUUAAAAUUGGUAUUUGGUUAAAUCACCUUUCAAUUUCACAUCAGAAUUGUGUCUUCUGUUUUUCUGUUAUUGUUGCGACAUGGUUUGUAAUUGG
This is a messenger RNA of Cyprinodon variegatus (sheepshead minnow), 4562 nucleotides long. RefSeq names its product integrin subunit alpha 3 (gene itga3b). The record is from RefSeq and is a predicted model, not a curated record. Gene Ontology annotation, biological process: cell adhesion mediated by integrin; cell-matrix adhesion; leukocyte migration. The transcript has 26 exons. Bases 59 to 3274 code for a protein of 1071 amino acids. Gene Ontology annotation, cellular component: external side of plasma membrane; integrin complex. NCBI's taxonomy places the organism in Eukaryota, Metazoa, Chordata, Actinopteri, Cyprinodontiformes, Cyprinodontidae. Gene Ontology annotation, molecular function: integrin binding.